AUGGGAUUUCUAUUCCAGUUGGCAGCAGUAUUAUUAUCAGUUGAAACAUUCAUAUCUUGCAGAAUUCCACGAAUGCCGAUGAUGAGCGCAUCGACUAUGAUCGUUUUUGUGGUGCUGGUAUCGCUGGAAGAGCGACUGUGCGUACGAACCGACGAGGACCUUAUUAAGAUCGUUGAGAAAGCCUGCACUAACAACAAUCGGCUGUGUCCGAAACCAGAAUAUUACACUUUCUCGGAAGACGGUGACUUUUCAUGGAACAAAGAACGAUUGCUUGGGUCUUCUCAAAUAAAUUUAUUUCGGAAGACGUUUUUAGCGGAACAGAUCCUGAUUCCAGCCCUUCGAUCGACUUUCUGUUGCGUCGAGGGUCAAUGCCUUCUCAGAUGCGGUCUUCAGCCACAAAAAGAAUCCGAACUGGUUGCGAACUUUCCUAAUAACGCCCGAAAGCUUCUUGCAUUGAACUAUGAGCCGUUCAAACCUCAUCAUAAAAAUCUGAUUCAAUAUUUGGAAGAUCUAAGAUCCGGAAAUGAAACAUUAGGACAAUAUCCUGCCGAGAUUGAAGACUUCCUUGAUGUUUUGCAUGAGCAUACUCACAUCGUGAAGCCGCUUCUCGACGAGAAGGAAAACGUCUCUUGA
Messenger RNA from Caenorhabditis bovis, 633 nucleotides. The record is from the annotation of a GenBank genome assembly. NCBI's taxonomy places the organism in Eukaryota, Metazoa, Nematoda, Chromadorea, Rhabditida, Rhabditidae.